Serpula lacrymans var. lacrymans S7.9 is the source of this 962-nucleotide messenger RNA. RefSeq lists its product as uncharacterized. NCBI's taxonomy places the organism in Eukaryota, Fungi, Basidiomycota, Agaricomycetes, Boletales, Serpulaceae. The record is from RefSeq and is a predicted model, not a curated record. The coding region runs from base 76 to 534 and encodes 152 amino acids. The transcript is spliced from 4 exons.
CUUUUCCCAAGAUCUACCUGUCUGUCUCACAGCCAUAUCCUCCUCGAAACAGAUAUCCCCCCUUGCUUUUACACUAUGGCCAUGAAGCGUAAAUUCGAAUUCGAGUCUGACGACACUUGCUAUCAAUUGACGAAGCAGCUAAAAAUGGUCCCCUUCCCUAACUAUGAGCCUGAUGUCGACGUCGCAAUGUCAGAUUCUUCCUCUUCUGACGUCGAGGCUUACUCCCCCGAGACCCAUCACACCCGCCUCGCAUCGACCACUAGCACUUCGUCUGGCUCUUCCGACAUAGACUACAGCUCGCCUCUUUAUCCUAGAUUCCAACUGUACCGACCUGUCCUCGAAACCGGAUCUCUCCUAGAUUCCGCCAAAACCGUCGGCUUACUUCAACCUGCAAGCUCUUUUUCGCAUCAUGGCUCAAGCUGCUCUCAAAUACCCAAGCUUCGUGUUGCCUGCUCUGCCGGUCCCGACGGUCAAAGAACUAUGUGGAGCUUCUGUGAACAAUGCGGUGCGAUAUCCAUGGUCGAUUCCGACUAAAUUUCGACAUUCGAUCGCUUCCUCGACAACCCACGACAUGGGCCCGGUGCUAACUGUUAACGCGACUUCCCCUUUUUUUUAUUAUCCUUUUUUAUUGUGCUAAUGUUCUAUGAACUUUCGUGUUUCCGCGACGUAUGGCAGCCACCGUAUCCCGUUUCAUCCAUCCACCUCCACGUCUUCGAAAGGUCGACUCACCUGAUAUAUCCUCUCCCAUAAAUCUCCAAAAUCACCUGCCGACUUCAUUCUCGACAUCUUGGCUCUUCCACUCAGCGACACCUCCCGACCUAUCGAAACUCUCAUGCCACUGCCUGCCUGCUGCUACUAUAUAUGCAUCGUUCCGUCACGACCUGUGCUCUCCCUGUACAUAUUACCAGUGCUCAUUUGUAUAUUACACGCGGCAACUGCUAUCCGCUUGCUUUUUUCUUUGU